Corylus avellana is the source of this 3942-nucleotide messenger RNA. RefSeq names its product sucrose phosphate synthase 3F (gene SPS3F). Gene Ontology annotation, molecular function: sucrose synthase activity; sucrose-phosphate synthase activity. Lineage: Eukaryota; Viridiplantae; Streptophyta; Magnoliopsida; Fagales; Betulaceae. The record is from RefSeq and is a predicted model, not a curated record. Gene Ontology annotation, biological process: sucrose metabolic process.
GAGUGCUGUAAAUAAUCCUAACAAUUUAACCCAACCCAACACUCCUAAACGCACCAAAACUCUCCCAACCGAAACACAAAUCCCCAUGAAGAUAUGCUCUUCACCUAUUUGCAUGUGAAAUCCCAUGUUUUUUUUAUUUUUUCCUUCCCCAAGAAAAUCACUGGGAAAGCGCGAGAAAAUAUGUAGCAGUAGCCAACAGCAUAUUUUCCUCUGCUCCUAGAAACCUUUCUCAUUUACACGAAAUCCAAUAUUGUAUGAAGUUCGUCUUUUAAGCUGAUACGGCCUCGUAUUAUUGUAAAAACAAUAAUGAGAAAAACCCAAGUUUGUUUGUUUGGAAAAUCACCUGGAAAAGAAGAGAAAACCAAGGAAGCUUUUUGCAUGUUGGGUAUAUAAUGCUUCGAUAUAUGGUUUCGAUAUAGAAAAGACCCAGAUUGUGUUUUGCUGGAAAGUAAGUGAGAAAGUGAGAGAAGAUGGCUGGCAAUGAGUGGAUUAAUGGGUACCUGGAGGCCAUACUGGACAGUGGGGCUCCGGGGAAAGAUGACCAGAAGCGGACGGCGGUGAAUCUGAGGGAGACGGGGCAUUUCAAUCCGACCAAAUACUUUGUGGAGGAGGUGGUGACGGGUGUAGAUGAGUCGGACCUGCACCGCACGUGGAUCAAGGUUGUCGCCACCCGCAACACCCGGGAGCGCAGCUCCAGACUCGAGAAUAUGUGCUGGCGCAUUUGGCACCUAACGCGCAAGAAGAAGCAGUUGGAAUGGGAGGAACUUCAACGUUUAGCAGACCGAAGAUGGGAGCGGGAACAAGGGCGCAAGGACGCAACGGAAGACAUGUCCGAGGACUUGUCAGAAGGAGAGAAGGGGGACAGUUUGGGGGAGAUAGUGCACUGCGAGACUCCCAGGAAAAGGUUCCUGCGUAACAUUUCGAACUUGGAAGUAUGGUCGGAUGAUAAAAAGGAAAAGAAGCUUUAUAUUGUUCUUAUCAGUUUGCAUGGUUUGGUCCGGGGAGAAAACAUGGAGCUUGGACGAGAUUCUGAUACCGGUGGACAGGUCAAAUAUGUGGUUGAGCUUUCUCGUGCCCUUGCAAGGAUGCCUGGGGUGUAUAGGGUAGACCUUUUUACCCGCCAAAUCUCAUCACCAGAGGUUGAUUGGAGUUAUGGGGAGCCAACAGAGAUGCUUACUGCUGGCCCCGAAUAUGGUGAUGGCAAUGAUGUUGGGGAGAGCAGUGGGGCAUAUAUCAUAAGGAUUCCAUUUGGUCCACGUGAUAAGUAUCUUCGAAAAGAAUUGCUUUGGCCCUAUAUUCAAGAAUUUGUAGAUGGAGCUCUGGCUCACAUUCUUAAUAUGUCAAAAGUUUUGGGUGAACAAAUUGGUCAAGGCCAGCCUGUGUGGCCAUAUGUGAUUCAUGGACAUUAUGCAGAUGCUGGUGAUAGUGCAGCUCUUCUUUCAGGAGCUUUAAAUGUCCCAAUGGUUCUGACAGGACACUCUCUUGGGAGAAACAAGCUUGAACAACUUCUUAAGCAGGGGCGUCAAUCGAAGGAGGACAUUAAUUCAACGUACAAGAUGAUGAGGAGGAUAGAAGGAGAAGAGCUUUCCCUUGAUGCCGCAGAACUUGUUAUCACAAGCACUAAACAGGAAAUUGAAGAGCAAUGGGGACUUUAUGAUGGUUUUGAUGUCAAACUUGAGAAAGUGUUGCGUGCCCGUGCUAGACGUGGGGUCAAUUGCCAUGGUCGAUACAUGCCAAGGAUGGUGGUUAUUCCUCCUGGAAUGGACUUCAGCAAUGUCAUGGUUCCGGAAGAUGACGUUGAUGGGGAACUUGCACAACUUACUAGUGGUUCUGAUGGGUCUUCUCCGAAAGCAAUUCCACCAAUAUGGUCAGAAGUGAUGAAGUUCCUUACAAAUCCCCACAAGCCGUUGAUCUUGGCUUUAUCAAGGCCAGAUCCAAAAAAGAACAUAACCACUCUUUUGAAAGCUUUUGGAGAGUGCCGUCCCUUAAAAGAUCUUGCUAAUCUUACACUCAUAAUGGGGAAUAGGGAUGAUAUAGAUGAGAUGUCUGGUGGAAAUGCUAAUGUGCUUACAACAGUGUUGAAACUGAUUGAUAAGUAUGAUCUCUAUGGGCAAGUGGCUUAUCCAAAGCAUCACAAGCAAUCUGAUGUUCCAGAUAUAUAUCGUCUUGCAGCAAAAACAAAGGGAGUUUUCAUAAAUCCAGCAUUGGUGGAACCUUUUGGGCUAACCUUGAUUGAGGCAGCAGCACAUGGGCUUCCAAUGGUGGCUACCAAAAAUGGUGGACCAGUUGACAUUCAACAGGCCCUGAACAAUGGUUUGCUUGUGGACCCUCAUGAUCAGCAAGAAAUUGCUUCUGCACUGCUUAAAUUGUUGUCAGAGAAGAAUUUAUGGCAGGAAUGCAGAAAGAAUGGUCUGAAAAACAUACACCUUUUUUCAUGGCCUGAACACUGCCGCACUUAUUUGACCAGGGUAGCAGCCUGCCGCAUGAGACACCCACAAUGGCAAACUGAUACCCCUGGGGAUGAAACGGCUGCUGAUGAGUCUUUCAAUGAUUCACUUAAGGAUGUACAAGAUAUGUCCCUUAGGCUUUCAGUUGAUGGAGAAAAAUAUUCACUGAAUGGAUCUCUUGACUUGUCUGCAGCCGCUGGUGACCGGGAGCUGCAAGACCAAGUGAAACGAGUCCUAAGCAAGAUAAGGAAGCCUGAGUCUGACCCAAAAGAUUUUGAAAGCGGGAAUAAGUUGCUCGAGAAUGUGGCAAGCAAGUAUCCCAUGUUGAGGCGGAGACGUAGGUUAAUAGUUAUAGCACUCGACUGCUAUGACAGCCAUGGAGCUCCUGAAGAAAAGAUGAUUCAGAUAGUGCAAGAAAUAAUUAAGGCUGCUCGAUUAGACUCUCAAACAGCAAGGGUCUCCGGCUUUGCUUUAUCGACAGCUAUGCCAGUGUCAGAGACAAUAGAGUUUUUGGCAUCAGGGAAGAUUCAAGUAAAUGAGUUUGAUGCUUUGAUUUGCAGUAGUGGGAGCGAGGUGUACUAUCCUGGUACUUAUACAGAAGAAGAUGGAAAACUCUUCCCAGAUCCAGAUUAUGCAUCACAUAUUGACUAUCGUUGGGGUUGCGAAGGUUUAAAGAAAACCAUUUGGAAGCUGAUGAAUACAUCUGAAGGUGGAGAAAACACUGAUGAGUCUUCCAGCCCCAUUCAGGAGGAUGAAAAAUCAAGCAACGCCCAUUGCAUCUCAUACUUAAUAAAGGAUCCUAGUAAGGCAAAGAAAGUGGACGAUUUGAGGCAGAAGCUUAGGAUGCGGGGACUACGUUGCCAUCCAAUGUACUGCAGGAGCUCAACAAGGCUGCAAACUGUUCCUCUCCUCGCAUCCAGAGCACAGGCACUCAGAUACUUGUUUGUCCGUUGGAGAUUGAAUGUUGCAAACAUGAAUGUGAUCCUUGGCGAAAGUGGAGACACAGAUUACGAGGAAUUGAUAUCUGGGACUCAUAAGACCAUAAUCAUGAGAGACAUGGUAGCUAAGAAUUCAGAAGAGCUGCUUAGAACAUCAGGAAGUUACCAUAGAGACGACAUUGUUCCUGGUGAGAGCCCACUGGUCACCUACUUAAGUGGGAAAGCAACAGUUGAUGAGCUUGCCAAUGCCUUGAACCAGGUCUCUAAAUCUGCUGCUGGAAUGUGAGGUGGUGGUAUAAAUUCUUUUUGUUAAAUAUAAUGUCCAUAUAAUGGCAUGGAAUUAUCUGUACCUUAAACCAUUUUAUGAUGUGGGUUUAUGCCAAAAUGUAGCUAAGUAAUGACACCCAUUGUCACAAGAUGCUAACAUUAUUAUUAGCUAGAAAUGUUUCUAGUGCCCAAUAAUAUUUCUCCCCAGAAUUUCUGUAUAUUUUAUUUGGAAAUAACAUCUCUAGAAAUUACAGAUUGGAAAUUGCAUUGCACCAUUUAUAUACAAGCUC